AUGGAGGCGCAACCCGCAAAAUGGACCGAGGAACAACUGCUACGCCGACAAGUGCUCGCAGAGCGACUCUCGCGUGUUUGGCAUAUCGGCAAUUUGAACUUGGAUCGAAAUCAACUGACACUCGAGUACAACGACAUCACCAGAAAACUCCUGGCACUCAAUGACCGCCGGGUGGAUCCACUUUUCACUUUUCCCGUAGAGAUUUGGUUGCAGAUCAUCAAUGAGAUAUUAUGCCAAGACACUUUAUGGAGGAGAAUAAAGGCACUACAGCAGCUUACGGCCGUCUCUACUAGAUGGCGGCGCCUUCUUACCUGCGAGCCCAGCUUCUGGACGCAGAUUGACACUUCUAAUGCGAGUCUUCAAAGGCUGAUCAUGCUGUGUAUUGAACGGUCACGCGAGACGGAAAUCUCUGUCAAGGGUUAUUUCGAGGAUUCGGCGUGGCGCAUCAACAUGGGUCCAAUCAUCGUCCCGCACUCGAAGCGCAUCAGGAAACUCGUAUGUUGCUAUUGGACCUGUAGUACGGGUCGGCCUACGCGUCUUCUCGAACUCUUCCCCGCAACUCCCGCUCUCAAAUCAUUGGUGAUGCAUCUCGAACAUAUCACCACUGGAGACUCGACGACAUACUCACGUAGUGUAGGGGAAUUUAUUCAGCAGAAUCCUCAGCUGGCCGACAUCCAAGGUGCCUCUCUUGGAAUGCUCCAACCUGAUUCACAUCCUCAAUUAAUUAGUGUUUCUCUUGGAUGUGAAGCGACGCAGAUGAUUCCGAUACUUCAGACACUCCCAAAUCUUCGUUCCGUCUCUUUCUGCCCUAUGGAGCAUCAUGGAGGCCCGCAAUCCUUUGAUAGUGUAUCACUGCGGUGGACGGAAGUGUCUUACUUACAAAGAAACUUCAGUGAAGGAAUCCGUUUGAUCAGCCAGAUGCGCUCCACUUUGCGCCAACUGCACUUUAGCGUGGACGCACAGCAUCUUCGAAGCUUUUUGGAGACCAUAAUAUCUCUAAAGUCCCUGGAGAUAUUGAAGAUUGAGCUUGUGGUCACAGAAAUAUCAUCACUACUGCUCUACCCUCUAAUCGAUGACCCUCCAGUCGGUGACUCCAGCGUGCGAGAGGUCAAGGUCGUGCUACUUCCGCCCGUACGAUCAGCCAUGGAGAGAAAGUUCAGAGGAGAUGCUCAAACCUUUUGGGACUGGCUCUUCUCGUGCAUACCGAACACGGAAACGCUCUCCCUACCAUUCGUAUACCAGGGCACCAUGGUUCCUCUGGUGAAACUCCAGAAUCUUCGCGAGUUCUGCUGUCCAACUCCCAUUCGUUAUAGGCUACACGAGUUUGAGCGCUGCUGUCAUCUUCGAGAGCUGAAUAUCCACUGUGCGACGUUGACGUUUCACAUGCUUUCCUCGGAAACGGUACGAAAGCUGACAAUCACCUUUACCGAAACGUAUCCCAUCGCAUUUUGGGACUUCAUGUGGCCAAGUUUGACAGACUUGGACCUGCGAUUGGCAUUUGACUCGACGGACAAGUCUAUUACAUUCGACUUGCCGAUACUACGGAGCAUUACAGUUCAUGGAAAGUUACAACCUGUCACUGCGGUGACCAAGUCGUUGGCUUGCGACGCGUACAAACUGCCGUCCCUGGAACAACUAUCAUUCCCUCAUUGGUACCCAGAAUUGGAUAUUCUCUUCAUCUUGUUGGAAAGGAGACUCCUCUCGAGAAAGUUGACCCCGGUCCUACGGUUGACUUUGACGGACGCCAUCCCGGCUCAUAUACGAUUGCCCUUGGUAGACCGAGUACAUGGAUUCCUCACGUCUAGACCGACGCUCUUCGAGUUCUCACUGGACGCCCGCGCCCAAAAGUCUAUUACUCACGCGUGA
Molecule: messenger RNA, 1866 nt
Organism: Serendipita indica DSM 11827
Lineage: Eukaryota; Fungi; Basidiomycota; Agaricomycetes; Sebacinales; Serendipitaceae
Source: the annotation of a GenBank genome assembly